ACUUGUCAGUCAGUUCUGCUCUGCUGUUCCAACCUAGUACUUUCUGUGGUUGUACUUUAACGUUUUUAUUCUUCAAGAUCCAAACUGUCUAUGGAAAUGCUUCAGCUUUAAUAACUAUGGCGGAUUAUCCUUCCAAUGAUAUACUUACGCAGUAUAAAGCUAUAUCCAAUAAGCUAAAAAAACGAUUUUUAAGGAAACCCAACGUACAAGAAGCUAGUGAGCAGUAUGGUUCUCUUGCCAUGCAAUGUGAGGCUCAGCAAAUGCUUCCAUAUGCGGGUCUGUGCUGGCAAGCUGUGGCGCGAUGUGAGAACGAAUUGGGCCACACAAACGGAGAAAUAUCUGCCUUGGUCCGUGGUGGGAAAUCCUUCUUACAAGCAGAACGCAAAGGAGCAAGCAUAGGAUGCCAUCAUGUUGGUGGUGAAAAUCUUCAGGCUGCGCUGUGCUGCUACACGCGGGCGGGCCAGCGCUCCCAGUUCCAGGGCCCGCUGGGGAUGCCGGCCGCGGCCGGGAUGGCGCUCCAGGUGGCCGACGUCCUCCGGCGGGAGCUGGACAGGCCCGAGGCGGCGCAGCUGCACUACUUCAGGGCGGCGGAGCUGCUGCGCUCGAGCCCCAUGGCCUACAUGCACUCCCUGGAGAACAUCGCCAGCGGCAGGGUGAGCGAAGGCGACUACGACGGCGCCCUGGCCGUGUUCGAGGAGGUGGUGUCCAUCGCCCAGGGCGCUCCCAGCCCAGCGGUUGGCUGCUACCGCGAUCUACUGCACAAGUGCGAGGUGAGCCAGGUGCUGCUGCUCCUCCUGCUGCAGCCGACGCCCUCCAGACUACCCGCGCGGCUGGCUCAGCUGCUGGAGAGGUACACGUGGGGCGAGCACGGCGAGGGCGCGGAUGAGCUGGUGAGCGAGGAGCUGUUCCUGCUGCUGCAGUCGCUGGUGAUGGCCAUCCAGUCCCAGGACAUGCCCGCCCUCCGCACCCUCGAGGCCGACCUGUGGCGCCACCUGUCUGCCGAGCAGCGCACUCUGCUGCGCUCGCUUGUGCGCUCCGUCAGCAGGACCGUUUAGGAGGUGCGGGGCUGGCGGGCGGUGUAUCCUCGCAAUCGCACUGAACUGAAACGUAAGUUGACUUUCCUCCGCCGCGCCGGUUCGAGCAGCCGGACCACGAGCUGUCGGUUAUAUUAUAGCCGCAGUGACGGUUCAAGGGCGCCGUAAGGAGGGAGUAUGUAGAGUUAGGACGGAGAGGGGCUGAACCAGACUGAAUGAAAUAGUGUUACGGGUACCUGCUGGCAGGAAAUUAGAGAAUUUGAGGGAGGAAUGGGCUGCCAAACA
Messenger RNA from Frankliniella occidentalis (western flower thrips), 1319 nucleotides. RefSeq names its product 40-kDa huntingtin-associated protein (gene Hap40). The coding region runs from base 117 to 1055 and encodes 312 amino acids. Gene Ontology annotation, cellular component: early endosome. Gene Ontology annotation, molecular function: protein binding. Lineage: Eukaryota; Metazoa; Arthropoda; Insecta; Thysanoptera; Thripidae. The transcript is spliced from 7 exons. The record is from RefSeq and is a predicted model, not a curated record. Gene Ontology annotation, biological process: vesicle cytoskeletal trafficking.